CCGGGAAUAUAAAGGGCAAGUGGUGAGGCCUGGCCUCAGAGCGCCCCAAACCCGACACCAUGAAGAUCCCCGUUCUUCCCGCCAUGGUCCUCCUCUCUGUCCUGGCGCUCCACUCGGCUCAGGGGGCUGCCCUGGGCGGGGCUGAGGAAGAAACCACCGUGGACAACUACGAGGCAAAACCUGAGGCCUUUAACGCCCAGUUCCUGAACGUUGACAAGUUGCGAUCUGUCCUGAAGCCCGACGAGUUCCUGAACUGGCAUGCCCUCUUUGAGACUAUCAAAAGGAAACUUCCUUUCCUCAACUGGGAUGCCUUUCCUAAGCUGAAAGGACUGAGAAGCUCGACUCCUGAUGCCCAGUGACCACUCCCUUAGAGGCCUGGCACUGCUGAUACCCACGAGAGAUGGGGCGGGUGUGGGAUCUGGUCACCGUCCUCUAAUCACUCAGGAAGGCCAAUAAAAUGUUUUCCAAACA
This is a messenger RNA of Phacochoerus africanus (Common warthog), 471 nucleotides long. It is a transcript of the gene KRTDAP, whose product is annotated as keratinocyte differentiation associated protein. Gene Ontology annotation, cellular component: extracellular region. The record is from RefSeq and is a predicted model, not a curated record. The transcript is spliced from 6 exons. Lineage: Eukaryota; Metazoa; Chordata; Mammalia; Artiodactyla; Suidae. The coding region runs from base 60 to 359 and encodes 99 amino acids.